AUUUUCUUAUAGUAAGCUUCUAUAUCUCGAACAUGAAGUUAAUGCUGUGUUUAUGUCUUCUUUCGUUUUUCGCUUUGACUGCGGCGGAUGAUACAGACUGUGAAUCUGAUCUAGAUCCGGCCGAUGAUCCGAGGAAUAUCGAAAGACCUUGUCCGAACUUCGACUUGGACUGUAUUCGUGAAUAUUUUACGAGUAAUUCGAAAUGUCAAAUAACGCUGGGGCCAGUACCGGAUCCGCUGCUUCUCAACAAUUACAGAUUAGAUAUAGCAAACUCUAAUAUUACCGCCCAAUUUAACAACGUAAGCGUUCGAGGUCUCAAUGGGAAUAUCGUUGAAUUUUACAUCAACAGAAAAACUGAGAAACUGGUGCUGGCAACAGAAGUGAAAAGCUUAGCAUUUGAUUCUCCACAGGUGGUAUUUAAAUACAACAGGAAAGGUAAAGAGCCCAUUGUACGAGGUGACUGUGUGGAUUGUGAAUACGGAGCUGCAACUUUCACUGCUGUAUUUCCAAGUAUCUGCGAUUUAGAUCUGAGCAAAGCUGAAGUUUUCACCUACGUCGAAGACUCUAAUCCCAGAUAUAAAAUAGGAUCACGACUAUUUUCCAUUUCUGAUUCUGUGGCACUAAACGAGUUCCUAAAGUUUAUAACGAGUAUGUCGGAAAAUAUUCAAGAAAAGUUUAUCUCGCAAGGAAGAAUUUUUAUGGCCAACUACAUAGAAUAUAAUAUCUGUGACUUUGGAUUAAAUUUAGCAUCUAAAUAAGUUGUUGAAAGUGAUCUUAAAUAAACCAGAAAAAUAAAAAUUGCUUUUCAUUUAUUGAUUAAAUAGUGUAUUUGUAAAACAGAGUUUAUAUUAUAUACAUAGUAUACGGAUUCUUGAAAGUGAAAGCUUCAGCGAAUUUGUAAUUUACUUAAUAAAUGGCUUUUA
Messenger RNA from Bombyx mandarina (wild silkworm), 923 nucleotides. Its product is annotated as fibrohexamerin-like. Lineage: Eukaryota; Metazoa; Arthropoda; Insecta; Lepidoptera; Bombycidae. Gene Ontology annotation, molecular function: structural molecule activity. The record is from RefSeq and is a predicted model, not a curated record. Gene Ontology annotation, cellular component: extracellular region.